UAACAUGGCGGAGCAGCGAGCGGAGGAGCUGCACCAGGAGGACACUGCCUCAAAUAGAAGUUUAACUUUCAGUUUUGGGAAUGACUCAGUUCAGGAUGAUGGAGGUGUUGCAGCUAAUUUGCACUCUGAUAUGGAAUCAUCUGAACCAAACUUCAGUACUGCAACCACCGCUGAUGCGCAUGAAAACUUGUCUGAACCAAUGGAUCCAACCACAACAACUGGAGCAGCAGAAAGACACAUCUCCAUCCAACAGUCUCUGGCAGACUUAAAGAAUCUUAUAGAUAUUGAAGGCGCUGGCAAGAAGACCUGUCCUUUGUGUCCAGAAGAAAAGUUUAAACCCAACUAUAGUCACAAGCUACGAAGGCAUUUGCAACAUCUACACUGGAAAGUUUCGAUAGAAUUUGAAGGUUAUAGAAUGUGUAUCUGUCAUUUAGCCUGUCGAAGAAUGAAAACCAAUCUCAAUGGAGAACAGGUUCCAGUGCGGAUUGGAGCACACUACCAUUGUAUUGUCUGUUCCGCUACUAUUGCACGAAGAACAGACAUGAUCAGUCAUAUAACACGACAUUUGAACAAAGGAGAUACAGAAGCCAGCUUCACCGGAGCCACUAGUGGGCAAUUGUCAACCACUAAAGUGAUGAAAGAAGUUGACACUGAUGUUCAUGUAUUUCCGAACCACACAACUCCUCAAAAAACAGACUCUUUCUUUAACCCAAAAAUGAAACCUAACAGACAAUUGAUAUUCUGCACUCUUGCUGUUCUGGCUCAAGAGCGCAAGCCGCUGGAAUGUUUAGACGCUUUUGGUGCUACAGGAAUUAUGGGGUUGCAGUGGGCAAAGCACCUGAGAGAUGCAGUGAAAGUCACGAUAAAUGACAUAAAUGAGGGAUCUGUGAAGAUGAUUGGAGAAAAUUGUCUUCUAAAUCGAAUGAAGGUGGUAAAGAACAUAAAAGAGGAGGAAGAGGACGAAGAUGAGGUUGAGGAAAAUGAGGAUACUUUAGGUAUUAUUGAGGUCACACAAAUGGAUGCCAAUGUACUCAUGCAUUUGAGAGCAUUUGACUUCAUACACCUUGACCCAUUUGGAACAGCAAUAAAUUACUUUGAUGCUGCCUUCAGAAAUGUGAGGAAUCUUGGAAUUGUUUCUGUGACAUCCACUGACAUCAGCACAUUGUACUGCAAGGCCUUAAAUGUCACUAUGCGCCACUAUGGGUGUCAUAUUGUCCGGACAGAAUACUAUAAAGAAGUGGCAGCCAGAAUGGUCAUUGCUUCAAUGGCAAGGGCCGCAGCACGCUGCAACAAGGGGAUUGAGGUUCUAUUCGCUGUAGCUCUGGAACACUUUGUUCUGGUGGUGGUGCGGGUGCUUCGAGGUCCUUCCCAGGCAGAUGAAAGCCUGAAGAAAAUCCGACGCCUGAUACAUUGUCAGUGGUGUGAAGAGCGGGUCUUCUACAAGAAGUGCCAUAUGCUAGAAGAAAGUGCAUACCGUCAGCUGCCGUGUGAUUGUCAUGGAAGUAUGCCAGGAAAAACCGCAGUGGAGCUUGGACCAUUGUGGUCAGGGUCAUUGUUUAACACUGGCUUCUUGCGGAGAAUGCUGUUCGAAGCUGUCCAACAUGGAAUUGAAGACAUUCAGCCUCUGCUAAAGAAUCUUAUCUGUGAAUCUGAAUGCACAACACUGAAGCAUCAUUCAAUAUUUGGGCCAAUGAGUCACAGCAGUCAAGAGGAAAGUGGAGUUGUUAUUAAAACCUUGGCCUCUCAUAAAUCUGGAGCUGAGGAGACAAGCUCAACAUCAUUUUCUGGACAAGAGAAACGGAAGGCCAUUGAAGUGCCUGGAAAUGCAACUAAACGUCAGAAAGGAGAUAUUCCUGCAGAGCAUCCACCAUUCUACUACAGCAUCCAUAGGCACAGUAUUCGAGGAAUGAACAUCCCAAAGAUAAAUAAAUUUCUGCCCUACCUCACACAAGCUGGUUUCCGAGUCGGUCGUACUCAUUUCGACCCAACAGGAAUCCGCACGGAUGCAACUUUAGCACAACUGAAAGCCAUCCUGAUGAAAUACAGUGUGCCAACGCACACUGACAGUCAGCCUGGUGUUCAUAAUCAUGCUUCAGCAGAACCCCUUUCAGAAACUGCACAAGAUCCAACUCCAAAGCUACUUGAACUGGAUCAGCCUGCUGAAGAAGUAAAACCUGAGUCUGGGUAAACUUUAAUGACUCUACACUGACCAAAUUGACUGUUAGCCCCCUGACCAGGUUGGAUUUGCAGCAGAUCAUUUGAUUCUGCAUCGAUGAAGGAUCAGUAGGGGAGAUUGUUAACGCCAUUGUGCAUAAUACUCUGUAAAACUGAUUAUAAGCUUUGUAAAGAAGAAUCCACAGUGUAUUAUUCACCAAUAAAUCAAUGGAUUUGUACAGCUGCCCUUGAAUAGCAAAUAAUAAAGAGGUCAUUCUCCCUUUAGAUAAUUUGUUGGUUCUAUGUAGCAGUUAUGUACUUUCAUUGCAGUGUUGUGGCAUCCUUAACCUACACUGAAUGUUUAUUUUCAUGUUUUGAAGCUUAAUGGAAGAAGCUUUCAAAUAUUUUUUAAAAUAAUAUAUUGCACUGCAUUAUUUCAUUUUACUUUUUUUCAUUGAACAAUGAUUCAAAACCACAGGCAAUCGCGCAAAAGAAAAUUCCUAUUGGAAUUCAGCACUGCACUGCCAGUAAACACCAACCCUACUUAUGGAAAUGUUUUAAGCUUCUAACUUAGACCUUGUAUUUUCAAGGUAAAAAGGAAGUUGAUCUACACUGAAACCCAGAAAUCAAUUGUUUUUUUUUAAUAUACAGUGGAUUCUAGUUAAUUAGGACACAUCAGGACCAGUACAUUUUGGCCAAAUUAAGCGAUGCCCCAAUUAGCCAAAGUCUCAUGGAAAUAUUAAAAAACAUAAAAAAAGACAAAAUAUCAUUUAACUAACAAGCUACUCAGUACUAUAAAACUGUGUAUUAAUUCCUAAUAUUCAUUGUCAAAGGAAUUUAUCCAGUGUACUCUGCGGCAUUCUUUAGAUUGACUAUAAAUAAACAAAAUCCACACAGAUGUCCCAGUACAGAUAAUGGACUGCCUUCAUACAAUUCUUUCAAUGACUGCAUCCUCCAAAUCUUCCUUUUCGUUAUAACAUUCAAGAUGAUUUUCGACACCUUAAAUUCUUCACGGAUCCUAACUUAGUGAUGUAGUGAAAUCAUUUCAUAUUCACUCCCGAUCAUUUCUCGAUCUCCCCACACCUGAAUGCUUGAAACCACAGUGAGCAAAACAGUUCUGAAUUUUCUUCAUAUUUCCCGCCAACUAUCAGUGACAAAAAUCACUGCUCUUUGAUGCUAUUUAAAAACUUUGUGCUUUAAGUACAGUGCAGUGUUUAAUGGCCACACAAGCCCACGUGAAUGACACUAGUUAGAAACUUUGCCAACUGUCUCCUGUCCCAAUUAAGCGACAUAGUAUCCCAAAUAAACUAAUGGAAUCCCAGCUAUUUUCCUCAGUUAGUUUUCCUUCUUUAAGAGUUGUUUCAAUUAAGUGGCUGACCUGAUUAACCAAUGGCCCAGUUAACUGGAAACCACAGUAUAGGUCUAUUUAUCUGUUAAAUUUGAAAUUUGUUGAAAAGCAGGAUUUUAAUUCUGCAGCCAUCCCAAAAGCUUUAGGCUUAAAAAGUCCUGCUUCAGAAUUCAAUUACUAAUACGUUUUAUACAUUUGUCAAUCGCCUUUUCUGUCUGGAUGUGAAUUCUUUUCAGUUCUGUGAGAUGUUAAAAUUCUCGUUGGCCUCCCCAGUUAGGGCUUUAAUGUGUUUGUCAUUAAGAGUUGAGAGUUCAUGAUACCAGAUGUGUUUGUGUUAAACUUUCUCAGAGUGAAUAAAAUAUGAAUAUCAG
This is a messenger RNA of Hypanus sabinus (Atlantic stingray), 3873 nucleotides long. RefSeq names its product tRNA methyltransferase 1-like (gene trmt1l). The transcript is spliced from 16 exons. Gene Ontology annotation, cellular component: nucleus. Gene Ontology annotation, biological process: tRNA N2-guanine methylation. The coding region runs from base 5 to 2188 and encodes 727 amino acids. Gene Ontology annotation, molecular function: RNA binding. NCBI's taxonomy places the organism in Eukaryota, Metazoa, Chordata, Chondrichthyes, Myliobatiformes, Dasyatidae. The record is from RefSeq and is a predicted model, not a curated record.